AUGGUAUUGGUAUCGACCGGACUUGUUAAGGCUUUGCCACAGGCGACCGCGAGCCGCCCAACUCCUAUUGUCUCUGGCGCUGACCGGCGAGUCACUCUUGUGAUUGAUGGACACGUGGGAAAGGAAGUACCGAUAAGCUCUGGGUUACCUCAGGGCUCUCCGGUGUCACCCAUUCUCUUUGUUCUAUACGUUCAUGGGCUAUCAAGAGCCAUUGAGAGGAGCGUGCCGGAGGUUCGAUGUCUAUCCUUUGUGGACGACCAAGGCCUAAUAACAGCCGCAAGCUCAGUGAAGGAGGCUUGUAGGACCCUUGAGAAAGCCGCGGAAGUAGCCAUCGAGUGGGGGGUGGCCAACGGGGUACAAUUUGAUCGCAAAAAGACUGAGGCCGCUUUCUUUUAUAGACGACACAGACGUCAAGUGGCUCAAAACAUAUCUCAAGCCCGGAUUAGGGUUGGAGGCGAAGACCCCUCUGGAGGAAUUGAGAGAACUGAACAAUGCGAGCUCCAAGGCUUCCCAGGCUCGAUCCGAGUACUUGACAAGGAAGAGGCCCUAACAGAGGCUAAUCAACAGCGUGCUGGAACAACGUUUUGGUCUGAUGGCUCCAGACUCGAUACAGGACGUGCAGGAGCCGGUGUCACUUUACAGGCUGUACCUAAAGGCCCCUGGGAACACGUAGAAGUGCCAAUGGGCCACGGACACGAGGUCUUUGACGCAGAACUAGUGGGAGUAGCCACAGCCCUUGAAUGGGCACUGGAGAGGCAACCUCUUGAUCCUAUCUGGGUGUUACUUGACGCACAGAAUGCUAUUGAUCGCCUCAGAUCGACAAGGCCAGGCCCUGGGCAAGCCCUUGUUCUUAGGGCUCACAGGGCAGUGGAGAAGCUAGCCAUGAGAGGUCAGCCAGUAACAAUACAAUGGGUUCCAGGCCACUCAGGAGUGGUAGGGAAUGAACAGGCUGAUCAAGCUGCUAAACGCGCAGCUAGUAAACAGACCGCACCUGGUUUUGAGCACCUGUCUCUAGCGUACGUUAAACGGGCUUGCAUGGAAGCAAGGAGAACUGCAGUAUCUGAAUGGGCUCGAAUCAACGCUGUACAAGGCAGGCAUAGAGAUGGACGUGUCUACAAGAUGCCUCGAGGCUGGAACCUUGACCCAGUGGCUGGAAAAGCCCCAAAAAGACUGGCUAGUCGGUACUACCAGCUGAAGACAGGACAUGCCCCAAUCGGCACCUAUCUACACCGGAUAGGCCGACGGGAAUCGCCUGAGUGUCAGGCUUGCAAGGAGCCUCAUGAGACAGUGAGGCAUGUGCUUUUUGAAUGCCGAGGACGCCGUACAGGACGGAGGGCUUUAUACCGAGCCCUUGAGAAAGCUGGAGUGCCGCUACCUACAGCGGCCGAGGAAAGUCCCGAGGCUAGGCUAUUUGCUGAGCCUAGAGCGACGCAGGGUUUGCUGCAAUUCAUGGCUGAAGCCAACCUGUUUAAUGAUAAUGAGCGGACAGCCAGAGAGGUUGAGUCUAGCGAUGCGUGGGGGUGGGAUACGUUGGAGGAAGCUGGCCCAGGUGUCACAUUGGAUGAUGAAUAG
This is a messenger RNA of Talaromyces stipitatus ATCC 10500, 1572 nucleotides long. RefSeq lists its product as uncharacterized. The transcript is spliced from 2 exons. The record is from RefSeq and is a predicted model, not a curated record. Gene Ontology annotation, molecular function: RNA-DNA hybrid ribonuclease activity; nucleic acid binding. Lineage: Eukaryota; Fungi; Ascomycota; Eurotiomycetes; Eurotiales; Trichocomaceae. Bases 1 to 1572 code for a protein of 523 amino acids.